Molecule: messenger RNA, 1788 nt
Organism: Orbilia oligospora ATCC 24927
Lineage: Eukaryota; Fungi; Ascomycota; Orbiliomycetes; Orbiliales; Orbiliaceae
Exons: 6
Coding region: 1-1788 (595 amino acids)
Biological process (GO): mitotic G2 DNA damage checkpoint signaling; protein phosphorylation
Cellular component (GO): nucleus; cytoplasm; site of double-strand break
Molecular function (GO): ATP binding; protein kinase activity
Source: RefSeq, a predicted model, not a curated record
AUGGCUCAGCCGCCUCACAGUCAGUUGGCACCAUUGCCAACGAACCUACCCUUCGAUCUGGUAUCGGAAACUCUCGGUCGUGGCGCUUAUGCUUUCAUCCGUAAAGGAAAGGAGCCAGGAUCCGGUACUGUUUGUGCUGUCAAGUUCAUCCACAAGCAAUAUUCUGAGAAGUAUGGCAACAUAACUCCAAAGCAACUUCUUAUGGAAGUCGGCCUGCACCAGCAUGUCGGUGCCCAUAAGAACGUCAUCCAAUUUUAUGCCAGUGGUGAAAGCACCAUAUGGAGAUGGAUCGCUAUGGAAUUCGCGGAUGGUGGAGAUUUAUUCGAUAAAAUUGAGGCCGACGUGGGUGUUCAAGAAGACAUUGCUCAUUAUUACUUCCAACAACUUAUCGCCGGUACCGAAUUCAUUCACUCUAAAGGUGUCGCUCAUCGGGACAUCAAACCGGAGAAUAUCCUCUUGGACUCAGAUGGCAACCUCAAAAUCGCCGACUUUGGUUUUGCAACAUUGUUCAAACAUAAAAACCAGGUCAAAAAGAGUACUCAGCUCGUCGGAUCGCCACCAUACGUUGCACCCGAGGUAUCCGAAGGCAAAGGUUACAUAGGCGACCAAGUAGACGUAUGGUCCUGUGGUGUUGUUCUCUUCGUCCUUUUAACGGGAAAUACACCCUGGGACGAACCAACCAACCGCUCUCCGGAGUAUGUCCAAUAUAAGUCCACUGGUGGAAAUGCCACAUACGACCCAUGGCCCCAAAUAAAACCAGCUGUUCGACCUCUCAUCCAAGCCAUGAUGGAAAUCGAUCCCAGCAAACGCUAUACAAUGGAACAAAUAAGAUCACACUUAUGGUAUAAAACCAACAACCCCCUUCUAAACGUGGAGGCUCGUGCAAGAGGGUUGGUCCUUGCGACACGUCUAGUCGAGGGUCUCCAUGUACCCCUCACCCAAGUCGCUGCUACUCCAGAAGACGACGGUGACGACGAAGGCGAUGACGAUGACAUGGACUACGAAGAAGAAGAUACUAUAGUUGUCGAUGACGUCGAAACUUUCCGUGCACAACUAAGUUCACAAGCAGAACCAAGCUCCUCAGCCGCAACGGACGCAACAGAUGCAACGGACCUGGUCCCUAACACUCAAGCACUGAGUGAUGACAUGGAAUCCCUCACACUAGACCCAGAAGACGUCAAUCCAGAGCUAAGCAGUCAACAGCCAAGUCAAUAUCUCCGUGAAAAGGCCGCAAACGUGCAAAGCUUUGCUGCAAACCAGCGAAGACAACAAUACCAAUCCCAGCAAUCUUCGUUUAGCAGUUUUAACUACAACGACCAGCAGAUAUUAGAGUCUGUGAACGAAGACCCCUCGCAAUCGCAAUUUUCGGCACAACCGGCGGUAUCUCUUACUUUGACACAGGCUGCAAGACAGUUCAAUGACAUUUGUCCAUCAGGACGGUUAACGAGGUUUUAUACUCUUUGGCCUUAUUCACGUUUGCUCCCGCUUCUGUUAAGUAGUCUGCGGAAAUCCGGGGUACCGGUUGAUGAGAGGUGUUAUAAUGAGAAUAUUGAAGAGUUGGAGAAGCAAGGUGAUGAUGCGUACAUUAAGAUUGCGACGAGGGAUAGCAGACAAUGCGUUUUGACAGGGCGUGUUGGGGUUGAGAGGGUUACCAGUGAAGAAGGAGACGGACUCUAUGUAGUUGGAUUUGAAAAGGCGAGAGGCUGUCCUUUGGAAUGGAGAAGGUUGUUUAAGAGGGUUAGUCUGCUGUGUCAAGAGGCGGUGUUUAGGGGGAGAGGGUUGGGGUGA